AUGCCACAUCGCAGAUGGCCCGUGACUUGGUACGACGAGACCACAGGCAAAGUGUACAAAUAUGGUGGUUGGGCAUACAAUAGCACGGACUGGACAGCCGACCUGUGGUCCUAUGAACCCGGUGGUCUCACCAUCUACUGGUCUCAAGAAGUCGCGCCUGCAUCAGAUGGGCUGUCGUUUGGAGCGAACGCGCCCUUCGCAUCAGCCUGGGCCGUAGGCAACUCGACGUUGUACAGCUUAGGAGGCUCCAUUGCCAACGGCAACGGAGGCGACCCGAAUACCAUUAUCUCAGGCUUGGUGCAGCGUGAUUCAUCAAGUCAGAGUUGGAGCAACUCGACGACUGACGUUCCCAACAGCUCUCCAUAUUUCAACCAGGCACAGGCAGAGUUCGCCCCGAAUUUUGGUCAAGAAGGUUUCGUGGUUGUUGUUGGAGGUACUAAUCCCAACGUGCAAGCGUUUACAUUUGAGCAAGACACAUCAUUGCGUGACAUGGCAGAUAUUGUCUUGUAUGACGUAUCCACGAAGACAUGGUUUGUUUACGGCGGCAUGACGAAUACAACCUACGACCUCAACUAUCCUGACGAGCCUGGCUACCUGAACGUCUAUGUCCUGUCUCUACCUGCAUUCAGAUGGUUCCAAACCCCGGCGACAACCACCACCCGCCGCUGCAGCCAUACUUGUUCCGUCAUCGGCAACCGGCAAAUGGUCUCUAUUGGUGGCCGUCCGCCUAGCACGUUCAACCAAUUCGGUGCCGAUUUCGAUGAAUGGGCCAGUGGCAUCGGGGUUAUGGAUAUGACCGAAUUACAGUGGAAGGACCACUACGACGCUGGGGCUGCACCGUACGAGCGAUCGCAGCUGGUCCAGAAAUACUACGAUCAAAGCUACGUCAAGCCCGCGUGGAGUGAUCCUGCAUUGGCAACAGAAUUUGCAUUUGCCGCCGCGACCCAUCCCUCUACUACCACGCCCAUACCUGGCCCGACCAGCCCAGCUCCGCCUCAGCCCCCGGAAACAUCAACACCUCCUCACCACACAUCCCACACCGGUGCCAUCGCCGGCGGUGUCGUGGGCGGCGUGGUAGGCUUAGGACUUAUUGCUGGCCUCGCAUACUUUCUGGGAACCCGUCGGAACCGCAAAACCACCACCCCGAGCGAUCCUGUGCCUCCACCGUCGGAACCAAAGCCUUCGCAAAUACCCAAUAGUCCAUCGUCGGUACAGAAACAGUCGCCAGAGCUGGCCGAGACCCCAGUCUUUGAACGAAGUGAGCUGGAGGGCGAAACCCGACGGGUCGCCGAGUUGCCAGGCUAUUAUGGGAGUUUUCAGCCGGCACAGAGAUGA
Messenger RNA from Fonsecaea erecta, 1335 nucleotides. RefSeq lists its product as hypothetical. Bases 1 to 1335 code for a protein of 444 amino acids. Lineage: Eukaryota; Fungi; Ascomycota; Eurotiomycetes; Chaetothyriales; Herpotrichiellaceae. Gene Ontology annotation, molecular function: protein binding. The record is from RefSeq and is a predicted model, not a curated record. The transcript is spliced from 3 exons.